AUGAUUACAGACGUACAACUUGCUGUGUUUGCCAAUGUUUUGGGUGUUGGCUUAUUCUUACUCGUUGUUCUUUAUCAUUAUGUCACGGCGAAUUUUCCUUCAAAAUAAACAUCCGAUUAUAAUUACAAAAUGUAUUGCAAUAUUAAAAACUGGAUGGAGUGGCAGUAUUUUGCAUUCAGUUGCACAAACCGAUACAUUGGAAUUCUACCAAAUAUCACAUAACAGUUGUAAUGAAUUUGUCUACAUUGAAUCAAAUUUAUCUGCCGGGAAGACAUAAAUAUUAGCUUACUUAAAAUAAUAAUAUGACUGCACUGAUUUAUAUUUAUAUUUAUAGUUACAUUCCAUAUUAAAAAAAAACCCAUUAAAAUUACUCAUACUAAGUUUGUUAUGUGAAUUUUGUUUGUAGCAUUCACUAUAUUAUUUUUAUAUUGAAGUAUAUGUCAUAAUUAAUACUUUGAGUUAUUUGUCAUCUAAUUUAUACAAUUCAAUCACAUUAAUGUCAGCACACAAUAAAUUAUAAAAGUGUCACUAAUUUGUUGUACCAUUUAGAAUUCUUACCUGUAUCUGGUAUAGGCGUUUGGUUCAUUGUUUUUGUCUUAUUUAAUACAAAUUUGAAUGUCAUGUCUUUUUUAAAUUAUUAAAUAUUAUUAUUAUUAUAAA
Messenger RNA from Adelges cooleyi (spruce gall adelgid), 660 nucleotides. Its product is annotated as dolichyl-diphosphooligosaccharide--protein glycosyltransferase subunit 4. Gene Ontology annotation, cellular component: oligosaccharyltransferase complex. The record is from RefSeq and is a predicted model, not a curated record. Lineage: Eukaryota; Metazoa; Arthropoda; Insecta; Hemiptera; Adelgidae. The transcript is spliced from 2 exons. The coding region runs from base 1 to 108 and encodes 35 amino acids.